GAAUUCACACUUCAAAUUAAAAACAGUAUCACACUUUGCAAAAUACUUCACACUUGGGUUGUAAUAAAUAGUUUUAACAAAACAAAACAAAACCCUCCACUAUCUUGAAUCCUAAGAAGCUGGCGAGCAAUGAAGGAACAAAACGUGCCUCCGCGGAACAAAGUCCUGCUGAAAGUGUUGGGUUGGUCUGCAUUCCUCUGACCAGAGCAGCUCACAGUUGAGACCGCUGUUCGUCCAACCCCUGUCACCAGCUCCGUCCACACCCUGCCCCUCCCCCUUCUCUCUCGGCCCUCUUUUGUCCAGAACGCACUGAACUAAAUAGCAAAAGAUUGCAUAACAUGUUUUUCAGCCACUGGUAGGACUGUUGGGUACAGUGCAGCUUCAGCGGAGAUAGCGCUACGUUUGAUAGCAGUCAGAACAAGCCUGUACAGGGCUAUAGUGGAGCUCCACAAGUUUGUUCACAACACGUUCACCUGCUGCAUCGCAGCGCCCUCGUGUCUCGGCUCUGCUUGCUCACAUGCAGAUGUGCUCAAAUUUCCUAGAACUAAAAUGGGAGGCGCUGAGUCCUGCAAUUCAGUUCACCCCGUUUUUCAUUGUGGGAGCUCGAGUGUUUCCUUUCACAUGCAAAAUGUCACGCGUUUCAGUUUUUGUUUACAGCCUGAUAGCGUAGUUAAGUGGCACAUUGAGUUACUUUUUGUUUUGUUAAAUAGAUUAGAAUUGCUGUCCAAGAAAUGCCCUUCAGAGGCGCAUUUUUAUCGUCUGUUUUUGAGUUUGGAAACAUUUGGCUGGGACCCAAAAAAAUUGUGCCCUGCAGCGUAGAAUGUAAAUAUGUUUUGAUUGGUCGCUGUAAUGCAUGUCCUAUCCCUCCUCCAGGAACCCGGAUCAUUUAUGACAGAAAGUUCCUCCUGGACUGCAGGAACUCUCCCAUUGCCCGGACCCCACCCUGUUGUUUGCCCCAGAUUCCUGGGGUGACCAUUCCUUCACACCAUCCAAUGUCCAAACUGCAGGAGCUCAAAGAGGAGUUGGAGGAGGAGAAGGAUCUGACAGCUGAUGACAACCAGUUUGAAAUGGACAUUUGAUUCUACCUCCUGUGGAGAAUACUCUAUUAUAUCUGUCAGGAUGUUGCUGCUUAAUCCACGAUCAGCGGACAUUACAUAUUCAACAGAUUACGGGGCUUUUUAAUGAGCUAAACACCCAAAGGGUGUCUUUUAUUCUUUUGUUUAAAAGUAUUUGUUAGGUGUUUACCAGAAAGACAAAAAACAUGAUUCUUUGACACAUGACAGUGUUUUAAAGUUCUUUAUUGUACAUAUGGUACUUUCUACUUUUUUUUUUUUUUUUUUUUUUU
This is a messenger RNA of Puntigrus tetrazona (Sumatra barb), 1345 nucleotides long. RefSeq names its product eukaryotic translation initiation factor 4E-binding protein 3-like. Lineage: Eukaryota; Metazoa; Chordata; Actinopteri; Cypriniformes; Cyprinidae. Gene Ontology annotation, biological process: negative regulation of translational initiation. The transcript is spliced from 2 exons. Gene Ontology annotation, molecular function: eukaryotic initiation factor 4E binding. The record is from RefSeq and is a predicted model, not a curated record. Gene Ontology annotation, cellular component: cytoplasm. The coding region runs from base 732 to 1079 and encodes 115 amino acids.